Molecule: messenger RNA, 3424 nt
Organism: Coffea arabica (coffee)
Lineage: Eukaryota; Viridiplantae; Streptophyta; Magnoliopsida; Gentianales; Rubiaceae
Source: RefSeq, a predicted model, not a curated record
AUAGGUGAUGUACUCAGGAGCAGCAACAGGUGAUGUACUACAACAUACUCAUCAUCAUCAUCCACCUCGUGUACGGCCUAGUUGUGAUGCUUGGGUUAGUCACGUUUUCCCUGUGGCCCCAUGGAUUGCAAACGGGUGUAGUGAAUAUGAGUUGGAUUGCAACACAGGCCGAAUCCAAGUGACAAGAAGUAAGCUGAUUGAGUUCCUGGUGAAUUUGCAGCAUGAAAUUCAUCCUAGUAAUCCCAGAUUCACGAGUUUCCACCUAAAUUUCCUUGUGGCUCUGUACUGUAAUUGUACUGGGAAGGCUGCUUGGAAAUAUAUUCUCCAGUUUUUGCAGCAAUCUCUUCAAUCGUGAACAUGAACAUUUUCAAAACGAGGCGUGUUCCCUGGUAAACCUUUUUUUCUGGACAACUGCUAUACUAGAUGACAAGGACACAGCACAAAGUUUCUUUCCAGAAAUUAAUGCAGUGCUUGCAGAGACAGCAUCUUUGAAUGAGUCAACUGGCAUCUCCAUUCUAGACAAUUCACCUUGGUGUUCUGAGGUACUUACAAAGUUUUGUCUUCUUAAAGCAGAGCUUUUCCUUGUGGUGCAAAUCCAUAGCACGAAAAACAAUACUAACACUUCGUCACUUUCCUCCAGUGCGCUUCCCAAUUUUGAACAUACUAGGGAUGCGUGUGAUCAAAUCCGCAUGAGUCUGUGCAUAUAAUCCAAGAAGUUGCCCCAAAAAACGAGAGAAGAUAGGAAUAAGUUGUUGGCGCUCAUUGAAUCAGCGUUCAAGGAGGAAAAAUCUCUAUAUAAGUCAUCUAGGAACGAGAUAAUCACAGCAUCUGCGGUGAAAAACUCACUUCUGAUACUUCAUUUUAGGAUUUCGAUUUCCAAGGAAGAGUCAUUUCUAAUGGAGCUGUUACUACAGAAGAGCGGGAAUGAUGAAAGGCUUAUGGAUCGUUGAAAAGACCAAAUCAAGCUCCACCUUCAGAAGCUCGAGUUUAUUCCACUAAAUCUCUCAGAUAAGAGAAUUAUGGACAAAAAGGAUGCAUUCAAAGCCUUUGUACCAAUUGCCGUAUUUUUUAGGAUGCUGAAAAAGUACGUACUCCAUUGAGCAUCUACCUCAAUUGAAUCAAUUACAUACUGCAUUUUAUAUGCUGAAUCAGUGACUAGAUCAACAAGAUCUUCUAGCUCUGGAUGCUCUUCAAUGUCCAACUCUGAAACAUUCUUGAAAAAAGACAUCAAUGACUUGAGAUGUGUUUGAAUCUCUUCAAUGUGGUGCUUCACCAGUGCUGUUGAGGCAGGAUUAUAUUUCAGCAGCUCCCCAAUGUUUCUCCACAGAUAAUCAAGGAACUUCAGUUUGGAAGUCUUUGGGAAAUUAAACUUUGGAAAUUUAGGAAUAAUCUCUGUGAGCUUUGCCUUGGUUUGCUUCACCUUAUCUAACAGCUCAGAAAAUGAAAGGGUGGUCAUUUCAUCUUGUGUGACAACAAAAUAAUGAGAGAAUACACAGAAAACUUCAGUUUGGAAGUCUUUGGGAAAUUAAACUUUGAAAAUUUAGGAAGUUUAGGAAUAAUCCCUGCCAGCUUUGCCUUGGUUUGCUUCAACUUAUCUAACAGUUCAGAAAUUGAAACCGUGGUCAUUUGAUCUUGUGUGAUAAGGAAAUAAUGAGAGAGAACACAAGAUGAAAUGAUCACGCUUUCAAUUUCAGAGCUGUUAGAUAAGGUGAAGCAACCAAAGCAAAGCUUAUAGAGAUUAUUCCUAAAUUUUCAUAGUUUAAUUCCCAAAGACUUCAAAACUGAAGUUCCCUGAUUUUCUAUGGAGAAACCUUGGGGAGCUGCUGAAUAUAAUCCUGCCUCGACUGCACUGGUGAAGCACCACAUUGAAGAGAUUCAAAUACAUCUCAAGUCAUUGAGGUCUUUUUUUGAGAAUGUUUCAGAGUUGGACAUUGAGGAGCAUCCAGAGCUAGAAGAUCUUGUUGAUCAAGUCACUGAUUCAGCAUAUAAAGUGGAGAACGUAAUUGAUUCAAUUGAGGUUGAUGGUCAAUGGCAGGAUUUCUUCUGGUGGACAAUGUGCUGGAGGAGUUCAGACUUAGCACGAAAGCCAGGGGAAUUCGUUUGACAACCCCUGAUGCGGAAGCCCAAGAUUCCAAGAAAGUCACCCAACAUAUAUUUGGGAGGUUAUCAAGAAACAGUACACCAGCGAUCCAGGAAAUUGUGGUGGAUCUCAGCAACAGAGAAAAAGAAACUAGGAAGAAGAGCUUUGAAGAUGCAGCCAAGGAUUUCUUGAUGGAUUUGAUUGACAGAAGCUUGGUGAUAAUCUCCAGAAGAAGAUCCAACAGCAGGGUUAGAGCUUUUCGCCUCCGUGAUCUUAUCCUUAAUUUCUCAGUUGGAGGCUAUCUGAAAUCCACUCUACAAUCAAUAGCCAGCCUCAGGAAACUGGAAACUCUUAUUGUGAAGGGAUUAAUUCGUAAGAUCAUCUUACCAAAUACUAUUUGGCGCAUCACAAGUUUAAGGUAUCUUCAUGUAACCCUCCACGUUUCUUUCAACUCAGAUGAUGAACAGUUUGGUGAUUGCUUCGUAUUAGAAAAUUUGGGCAGCUUUUCCAGCCCAUCUCUUUCUUGUGGUGAGGAUGCAGAGAGGAUAAUAGAGAAGCUUCCAAAUCUUUGCAAACUUAGUUGCAUAUUCUAUGAUUCUUCCUCGAAUUGCAAUCAGUUUCCAAGAUUGAACUUUCUAACUCAUCUAGAGUCACUCAAGAUAUUCUGCUAUGGGAACCUCUUAACAAUGGCGAGUUCAAUCUCCCAUUGAAUCUAAAGAAAUUGACUUUAUCAAACUCUGUCCUUCCAUGGAGUCACACCUCCACAAGCGGGAAAAUACCAAACCUGGAAGUUCUCAAGUUAUUUUCUGGUGCCUUUGAGGGCAAAAUAUGGGAUGUGGAAGAAGAGUUUCAGAAACUCAAGUUCUUGAGCUUAUACAAACUGAACAUUCCUCAAUGGAAAGCCUCUUCUGAUGAUUUCCCCAAGAUUGAAAGACUCAUCUUACAAAAUUGAAAAGACCUUGAAAAACUUCCGGAGGAUUUUGUGAACAUAUACACAUUGGAGAUGAUUGAAGUGCAUUGGUGAGGAGAAUCUGCAGAAAAGUCAGCAAUUAAGAUUGGGGAAGAAAAUAGGGAAAUCAAAGUCCUUGUUAAGAGUUUACACUUGAGAUGAUGGGCAUGAUUUGGAUCAAGUUACUUUAUCCUUCCUCUGAUCAUUUGUAAGUCUAUUUAAUCAAAUUUCAUCAGCUUAUCCAUUUCUUCAAUUCAUUUCUAAGAAGAUAUGCUCAAAUAUAUAUUUUGUAUCUAAAUCUACUAAUGGACAUAUCACACAUGACUUGCUCAAAGAUGUUAGGAACUUCUAACUGCUGGACAAUGAACUGGAAAAUUUUGUUAAUUCUCGACAAA